Molecule: messenger RNA, 1202 nt
Organism: Pseudogymnoascus verrucosus
Lineage: Eukaryota; Fungi; Ascomycota; Leotiomycetes; Thelebolales; Thelebolaceae
Exons: 2
Coding region: 236-955 (239 amino acids)
Molecular function (GO): glyoxalase III activity
Source: RefSeq, a predicted model, not a curated record
AGCGGAUACGUCAUCAAUCUUGUGUCUCCAAAAGACGAUCAAUUAUAAUAAUCAUAAUGAUGAAUUCUGUAUAAGUAUGGUCUUUACGUCCUCGAUGAAUUGAACUUUUGUCAUCAUCAAACAACCUACAAUCAGAUACUCCAGCAACAACAGCAACAAUCAAAACACUCCAGCUCCCGAGCAUCAAUUCACCAUUUCCAUCCAAUCCCAUACCAUCAUCACCCAAACAAUAAAAAUGUCUCCUCCUCGCCGUGCUCUCAUAGCGGUCACUUCCGCCAAUGCUUUGCUCAUGGAGGGCAAGCAUGUCACUGGUCUCUUCAUCGCCGAAGCGCUUCACCCUUACAAUGUCCUCACCGCGGCCGGCUUCGAAGUCGACCUCGCAUCUGAGACUGGCAAAUACACCGCGGAUUGGCUCUCUGAGCAGCCCGACUUCCUGAACGGCAAGGACCUCGAAACCUGGAAAGACACCAACAGCGAGUUCCGCAAGAAGCUCGAUAACAUGCCCAAGGCUUCUGAAUUGGACCCCUCGAAGUACGGAGUCUUCUUCGCCUCGGCUGGCCAUGCUUCUCUGAUCGAUUACCCAACUGCCAAGAGCCUGCAGAACAUCGCGGCACAAGUUUGGGCCAAUGGAGGCAUUGUCUCGUCGGUCUGUCACGGACCGGCUAUCUUUGCAAACCUGAUUGAUCCGGCGACCAAGGAGCAUCUUAUCAAGGGAAAGAAGAUCACUGGCUUCACCACUGAGGCUGAGAUCGACAUGGGGAUUGAGGCUACAAUCAAGAGCUGGAACGUCGAGUUGGUAGAGGAUCUUGCUAAGAGGGUUGGAGCCACAUAUGAGAGAGGUGCCGGUGUCUGGGAUGACUUCCACAUUGUUGAUGGCCGCCUGAUUACAGGCCAAAACCCACAGAGCUCGGUUUCUACCGCGAAAGCUAUUGUUGAUGUCUUUGACAAGCUGUGAAAAGGCCUUGUUCUAGGUGAUACAGAAGCUCAAUAGUCGAAUGUGAAAGAUGCUACAUUGCCACGCGGUUUACACUGCUACGGUUUUGGGGCCCCUAGGGAUAGACAGUGGAGAACGGGUGUAGCGGAUGCGAUAUCUUCGCAAGCGUCCCUUGUCCUUAUCGGCUCCCCCGGAACCAGGCCAGGGGUUCGGUAUGUGGGGUUCGGGAUUUUGAAAAAUAGUUAAUACCAAUUCAUCAGUCUUCAUC